AUGGCGUCUGCUUCACCGCCACCACCGUCAACAUCCCUAACAUCACAAAAGCCGUUGUCGUCGCCACCGUCCCAGCUUCCCCUCCGUAAGAUGCCGGGAUCGUACGGUUUGCCGUUGCUGGGACCAUUAGCGGACCGUUUAGAUUACUUCUGGUUCCAAGGACCGGAGAAGUUUUUCAAGACAAGGAUAGAGAAGUACAAGAGCACUGUGUUCCGUACAAACAUCCCUCCGGCGUUUCCUUUCUUCGGUGACGUUAACCCUAACAUCGUCGCUGUCCUCGAUGUCAAAUCUUUUAGCCAUCUCUUUGACAUGGAUCUAGUUGAUAAAAGAGAUGUUCUCAUCGGAGACUUCCGGCCUAGCCUAGAGUUCUACGGCGGCGCUCGUGUUGGAGUUUAUCUCGACACCACUGAACCAAAGCACGCUAAGGUCAAAGGUUUCUCCAUGGAACUACUAAAGCGAAGCUCCGAAGUAUGGCGACGAGAGCUUCUCUCAAACCUUGACAAUUUCUGGGGAACAGUCGAAUCCGACCUCUCUAAAAACGACGCCGCAUCAUAUAUAGUCCCUCUCCAACGCUGCAUCUUCAAUUUCCUCUCCGCUUCUCUCGCCGGCGUCAACACUUCGGUAUCACCGGACAUCGCCGAAAACGGUUGGCAGAUGAUCGAUCGCUGGCUCGCCGUUCAGAUUGUCCCCACCACGAAAAUCGGCAUCCUCCAGCCGCUCGAGGAGAUCUUCCUCCAUACAUGGCCUUACCCUUUCUUCUUAGUCGCCGGAGACUACAAAAAGCUUUACAAUUUCGUCAACGACAACGCCGGAGAAAUACUCCAGCUAGGUGAAGAAAAAUACGGGUUGACCCGAGAGGAGACGAUCCAUAACCUCCUCUUCAUAUUGGGCUUCAACGCUUACGGGGGCUUUUCCGUCUUUCUACCCUCUUUAAUCGGGAGAAUCGCCGGCGACGAUUCCGGUCUCCAGGAGAGGCUGAGAUCCGAAGUCAGGAGAGUCUGUGGGCCUGGGUCCGGGUCGGGUCUGAAUUUCCGGACGGUCAACGAAAUGGAGCUUGUGAAAUCCGUGGUUUACGAAACGCUGCGUAUUAGCCCGCCGGUUGCUUUGCAAUUCGCACGUGCGAGGAAAGAUUUCAAGAUAAGCUCGCACGACGCCGUUUUCGAGGUUAAGAAGGAUGAGCUCCUCUGCGGUUACCAACCGUUGGUGAUGAGAGACGCUAACGUGUUCGACGAUCCUGAGGAAUUUAAACCGGACCGGUAUAUAGGUCAGACCGGGUCCGAAUUGCUUAAUUAUCUAUUUUGGUCCAACGGUCCACAAACCGGUACUCCGAGUGAGUCGAACAAACAGUGUGCAGCCAAGGACAUUGUCACUCUCACGGCUUGCUUGAUUAUCGCCGAUUUAUUUCUCCGGUACGAUAACAUUACCGGCAGCGCCGGAAGCAUCACAGCCGUCGUCAAAGCUAAAUAA
Molecule: messenger RNA, 1467 nt
Organism: Microthlaspi erraticum
Lineage: Eukaryota; Viridiplantae; Streptophyta; Magnoliopsida; Brassicales; Brassicaceae
Source: the annotation of a GenBank genome assembly